CAAAAACGCCGCGACCCGAGCAAACUUGCAAUAAAAUUUAGCAAAUUAAUUUUAAAUUAAUAUUUGGUAUUUGGGAAAACCAAAUAACACACAAGCACAAUGUUGAUCAAAGUGAAGACACUGACUGGCAAGGAAAUUGAGAUCGAUAUUGAGCCCACAGAUAAGGUUGACCGCAUAAAGGAACGCGUCGAGGAAAAGGAAGGCAUACCACCACAACAACAACGUCUCAUAUUCUCCGGCAAACAAAUGAACGAUGACAAAACGGCGGCAGACUAUAAAGUGCAAGGCGGCUCCGUGCUACAUUUGGUUCUUGCCUUGCGCGGCGGCAGCAACAAAACUAAUUGAUUAGACAGGCGUUGAACACUCGUCUUUAGUAAAUUGAUAACUCAUUAAGUCAUUUUCUACAAGAAAUUCGUGUUUCUCAAAUAAAAGAAAAUCGUCAACGGUAUUUACGAAGAACUACAAAGAAAAGCAUAUAAUUUUUAGUUAUUUAUGAAAAUGUUUUAAAAUAUUUGUAAUUGAAUUGAUUUGAGAGCUAAACUCAGCGAGAAUGAUGAGUUUGCUAAUCAGAUAUAUAAUAUGUAUCUAUUUGUUUAUUAACAUCAUGCAACCGAUUCUCUACAACUCAUUAAAAGUGCCACAAAUAGUCACACUUGAACUCUUAAGCAAAAGUCAAAAAAUCUUAUAAAAAAAUGCAAAACUUUUA
Molecule: messenger RNA, 706 nt
Organism: Drosophila grimshawi
Lineage: Eukaryota; Metazoa; Arthropoda; Insecta; Diptera; Drosophilidae
Gene: Nedd8
Product: NEDD8
Exons: 3
Coding region: 100-345 (81 amino acids)
Biological process (GO): protein neddylation; regulation of proteolysis; modification-dependent protein catabolic process
Cellular component (GO): cytoplasm; nucleus
Molecular function (GO): protein tag activity; ubiquitin protein ligase binding
Source: RefSeq, a predicted model, not a curated record